Messenger RNA from Orbilia oligospora ATCC 24927, 4089 nucleotides. RefSeq lists its product as uncharacterized. The transcript has 5 exons. The record is from RefSeq and is a predicted model, not a curated record. NCBI's taxonomy places the organism in Eukaryota, Fungi, Ascomycota, Orbiliomycetes, Orbiliales, Orbiliaceae. The coding region runs from base 1 to 4089 and encodes 1362 amino acids.
AUGAAUCUCCUUCACGAAUGGAUCAAACCGGACCUCGAAGCUGAGCUUCAACGGCUCGAAGAAGCUAGCCAACAGCUUCGAAAUCAACGGAACUCAGCCCAAAUCAACAGGUCCCGCAAAAUAUCGAAAUACUGGAGAUUAAAGGCUGCAGCCAAAGCUGAAUACCAGGCCCAACUGAAAUCAGACCCGAAAUCCAAACCCAUUCUAGAAUCCAUACCGAAACCAGAACACUGCAAGCUCUCCUAUGACGAUACUCUCGUUGCACCAAUAGACUGGAGCCCUCCUCGUCAUAUUCAGUCUCCACUCAGGGAAACGAAGCAUUACGUUCAAAUUGUUCAAUUAACCUCUGAAGUCGAUCCUGAAAAACCGUUCAAUGCUGUUGUCACCGACGGCCAUGUUUCAAUCCCAGCCUUGUUCAAAGUUUGCAGCAGUUGGACUGCUCAUCCAGCCCUUAUCAAAACCGGCGCGGUCUUCCAGAUUAGACGAUAUAUUUUUCGCUUCCCAGGCUCCUGUUCUAAAAGCUGGGAAGAGGGUCUUACAAGAAAUGACCAAUUAAGUCUCGCCAGAAGUAUUAGACAAGGACCGAAACGCCCGAAGUCUUUGAAAUAUCCAUCGAUCGCUGCUUCCAUAGGUACUUACCGAUGGGAGAAUAAUUUUUUGCCAGCAGAUGGACUACUCCUUGAGAUCGAGAUUUCAAAAAUAAUUCCGACAGCAGAAUCCAAACAUGAUAUCUCCCCACCGUCAAUCGAAGAUAACUGGAAGCUCAUGGACAUUGUGAACCAAUUCCCAGUCCUGCCCAUACGGAUUCCUGGGUUGGAUCUUUGGUCUACCGAAAUAAUCGAAGAAGUUGCUGGAAUAUGGUAUGGCGAAAUAGCCUGGUACAGGUUUUCACAAUCUAUCAGCCCUAGACAGUUCCAGAAACUUCCAAGCAUAAAGACUACCUUCUUAAAGCGACUUCAAACUGAAGGCAAAAUCAAAACAGCCGUGAGAAGGGCACGGAGGAAUGUCUUUGAGCCCAUAUAUCAUACCGAGGGGCCAAUUGGAGGGCUUUUCGAGAUCCGGCAGGCGUACAGGGACCUCCAAUUGUUAUUGAAGAACAAACCACAAACCCCUGUUCUAAGAAUACCAGGCACCAACCGUCCCCUUCAGAACCAAGGUUACUCAAACUCCCCUGAGGAAGACCCCGAAAUCACCUUCCAAUCCCAGGAGACGACGACAGGCACCCCUCAGUUUGCAACCCAAUUCCCGUCAGUUCGUCAUGUUUCCAAAACUAGACAUGAGAAAGAAUACCGAGAGAAUCUGGAUCUAGAGAAAAGAAUAGCAAGGUUCCGAUAUGAUUUAGAUCCAGUGGAAUGCGAUAAUUUCAGUGAAAUCAUGCGUACCCUUUAUGUAAGGGCACAGCAAGGCGAUUUCGAAACUGGGGGAGAUACCUCAUCCGUCUAUAGACAUAUUUCGGAUUUUUAUGCUAUGAAGAUUUUGGCGAAGGUUGAGAUUACCCGUGUUAAGCCACAAGCGUCGGGUGUUCGCUCCUCACGUCCUUCAGAACUGAGGAAGAACAAAAAGGAGGAACCUAUUCAGAAAGCAAAGAAGCCCGCAGAACAACCUCGUCUAGAGGCGCCUCACAGAGAAUCCAGCAUCAUGGUCCCCUCUCCUCGGGUGGUGGAUUUAUCUGGUCGGGAAAAGCUGCAAGCAGCUCUUACUAAGAUCAAGAAGCAGCAAGCCAUCGAGGCUGCCCAGAAGGCCUCUGGAAGCCCUGUUGCCGUUCCAGGAAACCAAUCACGCCCACAUAGUUCUCUUGCCAUUCCAGCCUCUCAUCGAAAGGUACCAGAAGACAAAUCUUUCCCCCAGUUAACAAAGAAGGCGAGUUCGAAAUCCUUGCGUAGCCAGGAAGAUGCUAGAACCCCUAUGAAUAGAGUUUCUCCUCCUCCUCUCGAUGGGGAUCCAAUGGAAGGUGUUACUGUGCAUAUGGCAUCACAAUAUCAAGAUUCAUCAAAUGGGCUACAAAGCAAGAUGGGUAGAUUGAGUGCUAGGCGUUCUAUGCCGGCGUUGUUGGAAGCCCCUAGGGCGAGAUCUGGCAUGAAACUUACACAGAAUGGAUCCUCAGCUAAACGCAAGGCACACGAUAGGCUGUCUCAUCCAGGACUAAAUGAUAGCCAUUCUCCCCAAAUCUCCGCCCCCACUCCGGUAUCUAGAUCACCUAUUGUUCUGGAUCCGACUCCGCCAUUACCUGAAAAGGGAACUCUGAGGCUCUCAAGGAAGGAAGUUGGAGAAACGUCGACUCGAAAAACCUCAGCCCAGGAUGAUCCCAAGCAAUCCACGCCUGAGUAUGGACGAAGAACCCCUGCCGGUUUUGAGAAGAGAAACGGGUCUGCCCCGCCGGCUCCAUUUGGUAGUGAAUACGAACAACCUCCCACCGGCCUACAGCAUCCCCAACCUCGGAAAAUGAUGCCACAACUCCAAGCAAUGGAGACGGAGAAAUCUGUUUCCCCGCAAUUGUCAUCACACAGCCCUCCCAUCGUUAUUAAGGCUGAACCGUCGGAUACUGUCCCUAGAAUGGCUAGUCUUCCUGAGGCGCGGGAAGCUAGUCGGCCGGACACUGAAAUGACGGAACCGCCGCAGCCCGAGGAUCUCUUAACUAGGCUUAAUACGAUGCUCCAGCUUAUCCAAAACGAAAAGGAUCAAGAUAAGAUUUUACCUGAAAGAACUCAAGUCCCUGAAGACCAAGCGAGGGAACUAUCAAAGCACACUGCCCUCUGGCCGCUUCCAAGGAAGGAACUUCAGAAACACAUGCGAGCGAUACCGAAUCUUGAGCCAAAGGAUAUUGGUGCCCCUACUUGUAGAUUUCCAGAAGAUUUCGAACCCUACAACUCUACUAUUGAAACGUCAACACAGCCGGGUACUCAAGCAAACCAGAAAAGAAAGGAAACGGCGGACUUGACAACAGUUAAUCAACCGAAAAACCUAGUCCCUGGCGAACAACAUGUCUUUACACUCACAAACCAAUCUGUCGAAGAUGACUCUGACGACGCGCCAGUUGACGGCUGGGAAUCAACCCCACGCUCCAAACUAAUAGAUCCAUUUGAUCGGCGGAACGAGGUGUCUGAGAACUCUGACGCCGAAUCUCUUCUGGAUGGUAAUCCGCCCCCUGCGUCAUCAAUGCAGUCACCAAAAAUAUCGGGGCGUGAACAAACUCCGAAGAAGGUUAAAAGUGCUCUGGUGAAGACAAAUACACCUGUGCCUUCUUUGCGCAGAUUGGUGGCCGAAAAAUAUACGCCACCUGUAAAGAGGAUUGUGGGGGUUCCUUUACCUUCUUCGCCGGAUGGAGAUGACGACCUUGCUGAUAAUACGUACCAAAAACGGUUUACAGCGACUAAAAAUACUGCUGAGGCUAGACACCAGACCGGUGAUGAGAAUGAUGAAAUGGAAGAGAUGAAGCCGGCCCACAAAGGAGAACGGAUUGAAAAUGAAAAGGGAGAAGGCGAAGAGAGCGAAGAGAGUGAGAAAGAAGGUGGAGAGGAGGGGGAGGAAGAGGGGGAGGAAGAGGAGGGAGGUAAAGAAGUGGAAGGUGAUGAAGAGUACGACGACGAAAAGGGGGGUCAAGAGGAAGGGGAGGAAGAAGAAUGCGAAGUCCAGGUCUACCAAACCCAAUCCUCGCCAAAUCUUCGACACCAGACUCCACGCCGCCGGGAACCACAACCAGAUCAAGUGGUCCAAGUCACACCAAUAGCGAUUUCUUCAUCCCAGCUCGGAUAUCCCGGAGCAUCGCGUAGUUCUCCGAACACUAGCAAGCGAAAAGCAGACCAAAUUUCCUUUUCACCAGUCAAAGCUGGUUCUGCAGUGUCGCCGAUGAUUCGAGGACCUAAAGUCUUGAAGAUCGAUGGGGCGGAGCAGGUUAUGGGGACUCUUAUUCAGCGGGCUAACGCCGCCAUCGCUUCUAGCAAAGAGGGUGUGCGCCAGGACCUGAAUAUUUCACACGCAGACCUUGCGAAGGGGCUGCCAGGGAACCAGGGUAAAGUCCGUGCUAUGUUAGACCAGCUACAGGAGAAGUGGUUUGCUGGUCUUUCUGACUCAGAAUCUGAUUUGCACUAG